Molecule: messenger RNA, 477 nt
Organism: Trypanosoma brucei brucei TREU927
Lineage: Eukaryota; Euglenozoa; Kinetoplastea; Trypanosomatida; Trypanosomatidae
Exons: 1
Coding region: 1-477 (158 amino acids)
Source: RefSeq, a predicted model, not a curated record
AUGGGCUUCGGUGCAGUCGUCAGCUACUUUGGGCUCAUCUUCUUGCUCACGGUGUUUAUCGCCUCGGGUGUUCAAAUCAUGAUGUACCCCACCUCAGGCGCCAUGAUGUUGGCGAAGAGUAACUUCCCCAAGUUGCUGGAAAUGGCUGGCAUUCAGUACCGCCUCUCUGUUGCUGAAUACACCAUGGUUGUGCAGGGCAUUGGUGCUUCCUGCAUUGGCUUUUCCCUGCUAAUGCUGCUGGGCGUUGGUCGUUCCUUCUUUGCCUUCUUGCUCGCCGUUUUGGUUUCUCUGCUUACACUCGCCUUCCACAUUGACCUCCGUGCCCCCACGAAGAUGAGUGAAACGAAUGCCUUUCAGGUCUUGAAGAAUGCCGCCAUUUUCGGUGGACUGAUGUUUGUUGCAGGGAGCUCUGGUCGCUCCCGCGCCGCCCCACGGGCCGCCACCAAUGCGACGGGGAAAGAAAAAAAGAAGAAUUAA